AGAUUAGCUUGAACCAGUUUUGCAGAGAUAUACACAUGGAGGUCGCCUGGGGGACACCGUGAGGAAGACUACUGACUUCCUCCGACGACCACCUAAAGAGGGUGAAAAAGACCCCCGAGAUGGAACAAAGCAUGCGCGAGAAGCAGAGGACCCUUUCCCAGAAAUGAUUAACAUUUUUCAGCCCCUUCGAGGAAAAGUCAUGAAUACGUAUAAGGCCUUCCCUACUUAAUGCGAACUCGGGAUGUGACGGGUGUGCGUCCUGACAGAGCAGAGGCUCUCAGUGCACCCAGCGCUGUUUGCUUGCUCUUAUUCAUCCAAUAAAUUCCUAAACUCAACCGGAAUCCUGCUCGGGGAUACUUCAUUUAUCGCACCAGCAAAACACCGGCCCUCAGCUCACGUACCCUACCUUCCGAACCGGGGAGACGCUCUGCCUUAACCUCAGUCCGAGUUUCCAUCACAAGGCACCGCCUGGGAGAUGAGAGCAAAGUGCACGUUCACGCGGCCGGAGAGGUAAGGCUGUGCCGGGCAGCGAGCAGCCGCUCUGAGCCAGAGCUCGGCAGCCGCAGCCCCGGCGCGGGGUGCGCGGCGGUGCGGUGCGGCGCGACUGGCCGCUGCGCUCCCUGCGCGCCCGGGGCCGGACAGCCAGCCAGCCGCCCUCCCUCGCCCGAGCCUCCGCGCAGCCUCCGCUCACUCCUGCGCCGCGUUUCCCCAUCGCUGAGAAGCUUUUUCCUUUUUUCGGGCUGUUUCCCGAUAGCUGGGAAGUACCAGGCUCUUCCCCCUUGCUCUAAAGUCAAUCAUCUACCCGCAAUUAAGCCGUGACCUCCCACGCCCGGGGCAGCGCUGUAGCUUUAAAGCGGGCGCUGGAAGCGGGAGGGAGGACACGGCGGUGCCGAGCCUGCCGCGGAUCCCCGGCCUCUCCCGGCGCUGCUGCAGAUCCCCGGCCGCUGCCAGCCAUGCGGAGCCGCAGCCUCCCCGUCGCCCUCGUCGCCGCUGCCCUGGCAGCCCUCCUGCCUCCCCCCGCCGCCCCCGCCGCCCACCGCAAGCUCCUUGUCUUCCUUCUCGACGGCUUUCGCUUCGACUACAUCGACGACAGCGAGCUGGAGGGGCUGCCGGGCUUUCGGGACAUUGUGAACAUGGGGGUGAAGGUGGACUACAUGACUCCGGACUUCCCCAGCCUCUCCUACCCAAAUUACUACACGCUGAUGACGGGUCGUCACUGUGAGGUCCAUCAGAUGACUGGAAACUACAUGUGGGACCAAAAGACAAAUGUGUCCUUUGAUAUUGGUGUGAAUAAAGAAAGCCUGCUGCCUCUCUGGUGGAAUGGGUCGGAGCCUUUGUGGGUCACAAUGACGAAAGAAAAAAAGAACGUUUCCAUGUACUACUGGCCAGGUUGUGAGGUUGAAAUCCUCGGAGUCAGACCAAGUUACUGCCGUGAAUACUUCAGUGUCCCGACGGACAAAAACUUUGCAGAUGCCAUCACUGAUGCCCUCGAGUCUUUGCGCAACGGCAGUGCCGAGAUGGCGGCAGUGUACUAUGAGCGCAUCGAUGUGGAAGGCCACCACUACGGGCCCUCGUCCCAGCAGCGGAAGGACGCUCUGAAACAGGUGGACAAAGCCUUGAGCAACAUGAUCACACUCAUCAAGAGCAUGGGCCUUCAGCAUGACCUCAACGUCCUCCUCUUCUCUGAUCAUGGGAUGACAGACAUCUCUUGGGCAGACAAAGUGAUCGAGCUGAAAAAAUAUAUCAAUAUGAGUGAUACCAUACAAAUGAAGGACCGAGGUCCUGUUGUGAGCCUCUGGCCAGCUCCAGGGAAACACACAGAGAUAUAUCAAAAGUUGAAAGCUGUGGAACACAUGAGUGUUUAUGACAUACAGGAUAUUCCAGAGAGGUUUUUCUACAAAAAAGGAAAAUUUGUCUCUCCUCUAACUCUUGUGGCUGAGGAAGGAUGGUUCAUAGUAGAGAGCAGGGACAAGCUGCCCUUCUGGGAGAAUGGGACGGGGUGGAAGGAGGCCUGGCAGAACGGCUGGCACGGCUAUGACAACGAGCUCAUGGACAUGAGAGGCUUCUUCAUCGCAUAUGGACCAGAUUUCCGAUCCAACUUCCGAGCGGCUCCCAUCAGAUCCGUGGAUGUUUACAACAUCAUGUGCAGCCUGGCAGGAAUACAGCCGCUGCCCAACAAUGGCUCCUGGUCCAGGGUGGAGUGCAUGCUCCGAAACACGGCCCCCUCGGCCGCACUCCCCCCCCACGGCAGCUGUGUCCUGGUGCUGGCUCUGUUCUCCCUCUUUGCCCGGCACAUCUCCAUACUGUGAGCCCUGAACAAUGUCAGGCAGUGUCACCAGCAGCUCCAUCCUUCUCUUUUUUAUAAAAACCAAACCAACACAAAGUUCUUCAUUUGAAUAAUGGCUUCAUUAAUAGAGUGCUGUCCUCCACUCCUCUGGCGUUCUCCACCAGGCAUGGCUCUGGCCUAUCCUGCAUUUACAGCCGUUACAAGGUGCAGGCAGGCUUUGUGCUGCUCCAAACACAGCCAGGCAAGUCAGCAGUGCCUCUCGACAUUUACAGCACUGGAAACAAGAGCAGAAUCCCAGCCGGCUAUCUGCCACAGUUUUUGGUGGAUGCAUGUGGAGAUCUCUGACCAUCACACACGUCUUACCCCAGCACCUUUAACUGAGAGGCACGCCUUGGCUUCUACUACUGAGCGGCUCAGAGUGGAGACAGACCUCUGUGCAUUUAACUGAGUUCUCCCUGAUUCACUCCUUCGUCUCCAGCUCCAUCACCAGCAGAAGCACUGCCAGCCAAGCCCCAGCUACACUGGCCCGUUCCUUGAAGAGCUGAGCGAUCAUAAUGCCAAGAGAAGUCAAUCAGCAAAAAAGCAGUAAGAACAUCCUCUUUCUCUCAGCCUUUCCUUCUUCAAUUUCCCCAAAGUGAGGCCUGGCUCUGUACACCUCCAGGGCCAGACUUUCCUUACAGACCACAGUGGAAAAGAAGGCUGGGAAAGGAGAGAGCAAUAGAAGCCCUCCACUUCAGAUACAGGAGGAAAGUGAAAAGGCAUCUGGACACACAGGGGUCAGGAGAAAGUAGGAUGAGGAAGCCUGUCAUUUAACAGCCUCUCUGCUUUUUCUGGUGAAGAAAAUAGAAUCUGCUCAGGUUUGGGGUUUUUUGCACCCCGUUGUGUUUCUGGAGGUCUUUCAACAUUUACUGCUUUUCUACCACCUCUUGCUCUCUGCACCUCUGCCCGUUGAGCAGCACAUUCCCCUCUAUUCUGCAGCUGUGAGACGUCUACACUGAUGGAUCUCUCACCCUCUCCAUUAAUCCCAGCUAAUAUUUCCACCACAGGCCAUUAAGCCCCAACAAAGUUGUAACGGUAAAGUUAAUCAUCAGGAGUGGACAGAGCUGUUGUCGGAGGUGCCUUCGGGAGUGCUCGGCACUUCUUCUAUAUACCUCUGAACCAGGAGCUUUCAGUGACAAACUGCUUGUGGAAGGAUUUAGGUCCCUCCCCAUGCAAAAGAAACCUCUAGGACAUACUAUGGCUAUGGAUCUGGAGUCGGGCACGAUCUGGGUACUUGUGGUACGGUGAGUUUAAGGGUUAGUGAUUACACCGUGGAGAAAAAAAAAACCCCAAACACCAAAUUAAACUUGACAAAAGACUUCUGUAAUAGCUGUAAAGAUUUAUGUAAUGUGUUUUUAAAGCUCAAGUGAACCAUCAAAUCAAUUGGGGGAAAAAAAGGGAGAAAAUCAGUCUUUUAGACUGUUGAGUAUAAAAGGCAAUUUAGUGCUUUCGAAGCAUUUGCAGUAGCUGUAAAACAAGCACCUAUUGUUCCGAUUUCCCUGUUGCUCUUUAAUGGACCAGGCUCUAUGAAUUCGCUGGACCACAUUUGUAAAGCAAAAAAAUUACCAGUAUAUGAGAUAAGCAAAUGACCAAAUUACCCAGUUCUAUUUGAAAAUCAUCAGGAUGGAUACAGUCAGUGCCUGCUAACUCCUCCACAGCCUGCCAUUUUAGCUCUUGCAGUGAACAGAACCCAAAGUCCUGAAAGUGUAUCGGGCCCACUGGGUUGUUCCAGGGAUGGGCCACAACACAUGAAACCAACAUUGGUCCUGUGAGCACUUUAUGUAACUCAUUUUUGUGAGUGUCCACAUGCAAACACUACAGAGUAAAUCUCACUGCAUCAUGAUGUGUCUGACCUUGAUGUGAGCAUUGUGUGUACGGCAAUACACCUCAAAAGAUACCUGAUCUGUAAAAGGGGAAUUUGAUGGUAGACCUACAAGAAGCUCAUUCCCUUCAGGAGAACUACAGCUGAUUAUUUUUUGAGAAGGGCAUCUUUCUUCCUCAGAAAUGUUGUACCUCUGAAUCAGUUCACAUUUUCAUUCAAGAAUCAAGUGUCUUGGCUGUCGCCUGUUUUUCUGUAGACUAUGCAACGGAGGUGGGUGUAUUUUAAAACCUAUUUCUGAAUGAUGUUUUUAUACAAUGCCUGAUUGUGAGUGAAUGAAUAAUUCUAAGAAUGAUGUUAGAAAAAAAACCAACCCAGCAAGUGUCUUUUUGUAAAUACUGUAAGACUUUUGAAGAAAAAAAAAACCCCACCAGCCUGUAACACCUUGCCUGUCUUGUUUGAUUGCUGCAUCAAAGUGUGAUAAACAGUGUUUGAAGCUUGUGCUGAUUAAUCAUCAGAAAGAUGAAUGACAACAUUGUUUAGAAAUGGCAAAGCUGUCAGCAUGUAAAUUAGGGACAUUAAAUACAUCACAGGAGAUACUGUA
Molecule: messenger RNA, 4749 nt
Organism: Colius striatus (speckled mousebird)
Lineage: Eukaryota; Metazoa; Chordata; Aves; Coliiformes; Coliidae
Gene: ENPP6
Product: ectonucleotide pyrophosphatase/phosphodiesterase 6
Exons: 8
Coding region: 954-2309 (451 amino acids)
Source: RefSeq, a predicted model, not a curated record